Messenger RNA from Paramecium octaurelia, 1415 nucleotides. Lineage: Eukaryota; Ciliophora; Oligohymenophorea; Peniculida; Parameciidae. The record is from the annotation of a GenBank genome assembly.
AUGAAAAAGUUCAGAGAAUUAAAAAAGACCGGGGAUGGAACAUUUGGAGUUGUGAUCAAGGCUGAAGACACGUAAAGUCAUGAUUUGGUGGCCAUUAAAAAGAUGAAAUAGAAGUAUCACAAUUUUGAAGAAUGCACUAACUUAAGAGAAGUUAAAGCUUUGAUGAAACUUUAAAAUCACCCAAACAUUGUCAAGCUUAAAGAACGUAUGAUUUGAUUCAAAUUAGUGUUUCUGGACAAUGACACUCUCUGUCUUGUCUUUGAGUUCGUAGACAAAAGCAUCUAUCAAAUGUACAUACAGCAAAAAGAGAUGGUAACCAAAUAUAACAUGAAGCAUAGGGCAAAACCAUCCCAGAAGAUCAAAUCAAAUCCCUCAUUUACCAAGUAGCCAAUGGACUCAGUUACAUGCAUAAACAUGGCUACUUUCAUCGAGAUCUCAAACCAGAAAAUCUCUUGGUCUCCAACAACGGCGUUGUCAAAGUUAUAGAUCUUGGAUGCGCAAGAGAAAUCAGAUCAAGACCACCAUACACAGAUUAUAUUGCUACCAGAUGGUAUAGGGUAAAUUCUUUCAAUUAAUUCAAUCCAAGGCUCCAGAGAUUCUCUUGAAACAAGCCAAUUACAAUAGUCCAGUCGAUAUAUUUGCUCUGGGUUGCAUCAUGGCUGAAUUGUUUUUAAAUCGACCUCUAUUUCAAGGCAAUUCGGAAUUAGAAUAGUUCAAUAAGAUCCUUUCCACUCUUGGGUAAUUUCAUUAUUUAACUUCUUCCUUUAGUACUUUCACCUAAUCCGAAUGGCCAGAAGGAUGUAGACUAGUCUCCUAAAUGGGAUUAGCAUUGGCAUAAUUUUAACCUCUUUAAUUACAAUAGCUCAUACCCAAUGCCAGCACUGAAGCCUUGAAUCUAUUGACUCAAAUGAUUAGAUGGGAUCCCAAUAAGAGAAUCACUGCCACUCAAAUGUUAACACACCCAUUCUUCUACAACAUUGAAAAAAUUGCACCUCCCAUCAUUUUCGAAGAGCAAGUCAAAUCUAAAGAUGAAUUGAAAUUUCCAGAAAUGGAAAAAAAACCCAAAUCUUACAGUCAAAAAGAAGAACCUCAGAAUCAAUUCAAACAAAAAUAAUUUGUCCAAUAAUAACCAAUAGAAGAUGAUAGCAAUGAUCUAGACGAUAUUUUGGAUUUCAUCACCACUGAAAAUAAACCGCUGCCUUCCAAAUAAUCUACUUAAUCUUCCAAAAGUUUAGAAUACGGGGAAUACGUUCCAUCUAUCCCUUAAAAUAGAUAACCGAGGAAUUUGUAAUCAAGCCAACUACAAGAAUAAUAAAAAAAGGACAAUAAUUCAAUCUACGAUUUUAGUCAUUUGCAGAGUUUCAAACCUGCCAAAAUGCCUAAUACAAAUUCUAAAUAUUGAUCAGUGAUUCUAG